UUUUUAUAUCAAAACUUGUCACUGCCCCUUUUUGACACCCUUCUUCAAUGGAACCUGCAGUUCUCAGUUGCAAUGCCAACUGCAUUAUUACUGACUUCGAUGAUAUCAUUACCUGGUUUCAACACGUUUCCCAGAACGCCGCUUCUGUUCAGACUCAGACACUGUGCAGGAUUCUUAAGCAGAACUGUGGGGUUGAAUAUCUCAAGAAAUGGUUGGGGAGCUACAGUAUCUCAGACAUGGAUGCUUCUCAGUUGGAAUCUCUUUUCACUUCUCUUGUUCCCCUUGCAACGCAUGCAGAUUUCGAGCCAUUUAUCCAAAAAAUUGCAAAUGGAGACACUGCUCCUUUACUCACACAACAACCUAUAACCACUCUCUCUUUAAGUUCUGGAACAACAGAGGGGAGGCAGAAGUUCGUACCCUUUACCCGCCAUAGUGCUCAAACCACCCUUCAAACUUUCACUCUAUCAGCAGCCUUUAGAUCAAGGGUUUAUCCCACAAGGGAAGGUGGCAGGAUUCUUGAAUUCAUAUACAGCAGCAACCAGUUCAAAACAAAAGGAGGUUUAAUGGUUGGAACAGCCACAACACAUUAUUAUGCAAGCGAGGAAUUCAAAACCAAACAAGAGAAAACAAAGGCAUUCAUUUGCAGUCCCUACGAAGUUAUAUCAGGAGGGGACUACAAACAAUCCACGUACUGUCACCUCCUUCUUGGCCUCUUCCUCUGUGAUCACGUAGAGUUUAUUUCCUCGGCUUUUGUCUAUGGCAUAGUGCAAGCUUUUUGCACCUUCGAAGAGGUUUGGAAAGACCUUUGCAAUGACAUUAGAGAUGGGACUUUGAGUUCAAGAAUCAAGAUACCCAAAAUGAGAGAUGCUGUUUUGGGAAUCAUCUCUUCAAACCCCUCUUUGGCCUCAAAACUAGAAGCCUCUUGCUUGGAGCUAGAAGCGGUGGAUUGGUUUGGUUUGGUUCCCAAACUUUGGCCGAACGCCAAGUACGUUUGUUCCAUAAUGACAGGUUCUAUGCAACAUUACUUGAAAAAGCUUAGGCAUUAUGCAAAUGGGGUGCCACUAGUAAGUGGUGACUAUGGUUCAACCGAGAGCUGGAUAGGGAUUAACGUGGAUCCGAGUUUGCCUCCAGAGAAAGUAACCUUUGCUGUGGUACCCACGUUCUCUUACUUUGAGUUCAUACCAAUUUAUAGACACAAACACAAACAAGAUUCCAGCUUUGUAGCCGAUCAUGAUUUCGUGGAAGACGAACCAAUCCCUCUUUCCCAGGUUAAAGUUGGCCAAGAGUACGAAAUAGUGCUUACAACUUUUACUGGGUUGUAUAGGUGCAGACUAGGAGAUGUGGUGGAAGUGGGAGGUUUUCACAAUGGGACCCCAAAGUUGAAUUUCAUAUGCAGAAGAAAACUAAUUCUAACAGUGAAUAUAGAUAAGAACACGGAGAGAGACCUUCAAAUAGUGGUAGAGAAAGGGUCACAGAUUCUGAACAAGGCCAAAGCUGAGCUCGUUGAUUAUACAAGCUAUGCAGAUAUGUCUAACGAACCAGGGUGUUACGUCAUUUUCUGGGAGGUGAAAGGUGAGGCUGAGGAUAAGGUACUUGAGGCAUGUUGCAGGGAAAUGGAUGCAGCUUUUGUCGACCAUGGCUAUGUGGUGUCAAGGAAAACAAGAUCAAUAGGGCCUUUAACGCUUUGCAUUGUAGAGAGAGGAACUUUCAAGAAGAUUUUGGAUUAUUUCGUGGAGAUUGGAGCAGCACUGGGCCAGUUCAAAACUCCUAGGUGCACUAACAACCCUGUCCUCGUCAAAAUUCUCAGUGCAUGCACCAUUAAAACAUUUCACAGCACUGCUUAUAGUUCAACCCAUUAAUUCAUGCACAUCUCUAAUCAAUAUCUAUUAUUUUUUUUCCCUAUAACAUUUUAUUAUCGAUAUUUUUCUCAUUCUCCAAGUGUGAUAAUUAGUAGUUUGAC
Messenger RNA from Vigna unguiculata (cowpea), 1960 nucleotides. RefSeq names its product indole-3-acetic acid-amido synthetase GH3.10-like. Gene Ontology annotation, molecular function: acid-amino acid ligase activity. Lineage: Eukaryota; Viridiplantae; Streptophyta; Magnoliopsida; Fabales; Fabaceae. Gene Ontology annotation, cellular component: cytoplasm. The record is from RefSeq and is a predicted model, not a curated record.